Messenger RNA from Melitaea cinxia (Glanville fritillary), 1091 nucleotides. It is a transcript of the gene PpV, whose product is annotated as serine/threonine-protein phosphatase 6 catalytic subunit. Lineage: Eukaryota; Metazoa; Arthropoda; Insecta; Lepidoptera; Nymphalidae. Gene Ontology annotation, molecular function: protein serine/threonine phosphatase activity. The coding region runs from base 102 to 1013 and encodes 303 amino acids. Gene Ontology annotation, cellular component: cytoplasm. The record is from RefSeq and is a predicted model, not a curated record. The transcript has 6 exons. Gene Ontology annotation, biological process: G1/S transition of mitotic cell cycle; peptidyl-serine dephosphorylation.
UAUUUGAGUUUGACGUUAUAUUUCGACGACUGAUGAUAAAAGAAUAACCAUUGGGUUAUUUAAACAACUUAGUGAAAUCUAAAACAUAUAAAUUAUAAAUAAUGGGUGAUAUAGAUAAAUGGAUAGAAGUUGCGAAACGGUGUAAAUACUUACCAGAAGAUGAUCUUCGACAACUCUGUGAUAUAGUGUGUGAUUUGUUAAAGGAUGAACCAAACGUACAACCGGUACAAACACCUGUAACUGUAUGCGGUGAUAUCCAUGGUCAGUUUUAUGAUCUAGAGGAGCUAUUUCACAUAGGAGGGCAAGUUCCAGACACAAAAUACAUAUUUAUGGGAGACUAUGUUGACCGAGGUUACUAUAGUCUCGAAACACUUACACUUCUUCUGGCACUUAAAGCUAGAUAUCCGGACAGGAUAAUUUUAUUAAGAGGAAAUCAUGAAACAUGUCAAAUAACUAAAGUUUAUGGAUUUUACGAUGAAUGCCUUAAUAAGUACGGCAAUGCAAAUGCUUGGAAAGAUUGUUGUAGGGUUUUUGAUAUGCUUACCGUUGCAGCAUUAAUAGACGAAACAAUCUUCUGUGUCCAUGGAGGUUUGUCUCCUGAGAUAGCAAAGAUAGAUCAAAUUAGAUAUAUUGAUAGAAACCAGCAAAUUCCUCACAAAGGUGCCUUCUGUGAUUUACUAUGGUCUGAUCCUGCUGAUCUUAAGAAGUGGUCUGUAAGUCCGCGGGGUGCUGGAUGGCUAUUUGGAAGUGAAGUAACUGAACAAUUUAUGACAUACAAUAAUUUGAAUCUUAUAUGUCGAGCACAUCAACUUGUAAAUGAUGGUUACAAAUACAUGUUCGAUAAAAGAUUAGUUACAAUUUGGUCGGCACCAAACUAUUGUUACCGGUGUGGUAAUGAAGCAUCAAUAAUGGAGUUUAAAACAGUUAAUGACAGAAAUGCUAAGAUCUUCCAAGCAGUACCUGAUAGUGAAAGGGAAGUUCCACCUCAGCAUACUACACCAUACUUCUUGUAAUGUAGAGAAUAUGCUCAAUGUAUUAUAAGUAUUUCAUGAAUAUAUCGUAAAUUUUGUAUAUUAAACUGUUGUACAUUG